Molecule: messenger RNA, 2934 nt
Organism: Naumovozyma dairenensis CBS 421
Lineage: Eukaryota; Fungi; Ascomycota; Saccharomycetes; Saccharomycetales; Saccharomycetaceae
Gene: DGR2
Product: Dgr2p
Exons: 1
Coding region: 1-2934 (977 amino acids)
Molecular function (GO): protein binding
Source: RefSeq, a predicted model, not a curated record
AUGUUGAAUCUAGGUAUACCUAUAUCGAAGGAACAAGGAAGAUCUCUUUCUAGCGGGGAUAACAGUAGUCGAGAGCGUCCCUUUAGUGAUGAGGGUUCAUUUUAUUCGAAUGAUGAAUCAGAAUAUAUUAGUGAGAACAACAAUAACCAGUUGGCAGUAUCGCAAGGAAUGAAUGAAGGGAAUUUGUCAAAUCGUAGGAUUUCGCUUGAUAGAAGUGGUAAACAGGUAGAUUAUUCAGCAGAUAUUGAACCCUUAAAAUUUAGAAUGAGAAGGACCCCGGAUCUACAGAUUACUUCAAACCAAGAGCAGAAACAACAAUCAGAUUUGAGUACCCCAGUUCUGGCACCUGGGAAUGCUGUUACACGUAAAUCUAUUAUGCUCCCACCGGUAGAGCCAAAUCUACAUACUAUAAGCGUUAGUAAACCUAUUUUCGGAUCUAAUAAUACUACGUCCAGUUGGAACUUUAACUUUAUUGAUAAAGAACAGUUUGAAGAAUAUCUAAAAGAACCAAACUAUAUCAAAAUUUAUAAAAGACAUGAAGAUAUUAAUCAGUUUAAAAGAUUAUUUUUGGCCCAAGAAUUGAAAAUAACUGAUCCAAAUGCUAAUAUCAUCAAUAAAAAUAUUACCAAUAAUAAUCUGUUAUAUACUGAAACAAACAACACGUUUUUAAAUAAAGAUCAGACGGGGCCAUCACCAUCCUCAUCCUCUUUUUCAUCUGAGCCUAAUGGUAACGCUAACUUAGAUGCAUCAGAUAAAGCAAUUUGGUCGACGAAAUUUAGCCAUGAUGGUAAAUUUAUGGCAACAGGAAGCAAGGAUGGUAUCCUUCGGAUAUGGAAGGUAAUUAAUUCCCCAAUGGAAAGAUUAGAGUUGGAUUGUUAUCAAGAAUCGAAUCUAACGGCAAGAAGUAAAUCGUUAAGAAUUAGAGAUAAAAUGGAGAAAGAAUCGCCAUUACGACACUCAAUGGAUGCAUAUAUAAAUAAGAAAUAUCCGAAUAUGGCUGUAGAUGAAUCUAAUGAGUCAUUAAACUUAUAUGCCCCUGUCUUUAAUCCAUCUCCAUUUAAGAUUUUCAAGGAACAUACUGCUGACAUACUGGAUAUGGAUUGGUCAAAGAAUGGUUUUAUAUUGACUAGCUCAAUGGAUAAAAAAGCAAAACUCUGGCAUCCUAAUAGGGAAACAUCUUUACAAACCUUCUCUCAUCCUGAUUUCGUUACAUCUGUUAAAUUCCAUCCAGUUGAUGAUCGGUUUUUCUUAACGGGUUGUUUGGAUCAUAAAUGUAGAUUUUGGUCCAUUUUGGAAAAUUCAGUUGUCUAUGAAUUCAAUUGUUAUGAUUUAAUUACUUCUUUGACUUUAUCACCGGGGGAAGGUGAAUUCACAAUCGUGGGUACAUUUAAUGGUUACAUUCAUAUUUUAUUGACAACUGGUUUGAAACAUGUCUCAACAUUUCAUAUUACUGAGAAACAUUUCCAAAAUAGUAACAAUGUUAAUAGUUUUCACGAUUUUAAGUCAUUGAUGAAUAAGAAACGUGGGCCUCGUGUAACAGGUUUUCAAUGUUUUUAUCCUCCAAGUAGUGAUAGUACUGCAGGCAGUAAAAUUGACAAGAAUUUGAGAAUAUUGGUCUCUGCAAAUGAUUCAAGGUUAAGAAUAUUUGACCUUGAUCAGAAUAAAUUAUUAGAAGUCUUGAAGGGAUACCGUAGUGGUUUAUCUCAGCAUAAUGGACAAUUACUAAGGUGGGGCAAUGAGCAUAUAGUUAUUAACAGUAGUAAUGAUCAUUGGUUUUAUGCAUGGCGGUUAAAAUCAUCAAAGUUAUCUGAAAAAGGUUCGGUAACUACAAACAAUGAUAAGAACAAGAGUAGUAAAAAUAAGAACACGAAAAAUAAUCUCAAGCACAGCCUUAUACCCAGAAAGAUAAGUAAUUUUUUAAGUUCACACAAGGAUCAACCAAUAAAGAAUUCACAUUAUGUCGCCUUUCAUGCACAUCAUGAACCUGUAACUACAGCUACUAUUGCACCGCCUGAAACAGCAAAGACAUUGGCCUUAUCGAAUGAUUUUAUAUGUGAACUUUCUCUCCAGUAUAUGAAAAAUCAACAACAAGAGCUCGGGAAACGAUCGUUAAAAAGUGAAUCUUCAACUACCAACACUACAAUAUCAAGUAGAAAAUCGUCUGAUUUAACAUCUCAAUGCAAGAAUUCUAUACCAAGGAAACCUCAUUCCUCCUCUACCACCCAUGAAAGUUUACCUUCAGUUACAAGUAGCAGACCUACGACGGCGACAGGUGUACCGAACGUUGUUGAUAUAGUAGGUCCUAUCCUAGUGACUACAGACUCAGAAGGUAAUAUACGUGUAUUUAGGACUGACCUUGGACGACAGGUACGUGAAAAAGUAUUAGAAAGUUUGCACCUAGAGAAAAAGAGAGAAAGAGAAAGUAUUCACAAGCCUGCAAUAGAUAGUUCAUUGACAUUAACGAAUAUGAAUCAACCAGAUGUUUCUAGUAAAUGUACAUCGAGUAAUGUAAUUGUAGCACCUUCUCUCAAUCCAUUAAUUAAAGUUAUCUCUGCAGGUGAUUCGGAGCCCAAUCUAAGACCUUUGACUAAAGAUACUGCGACUAGUAAUAAUAGUAAAGGGGUAAGAAGAGCUAGCACUGGUGGGUCUACAAGGCCAAAUUUGUUAAAUAUAAACUCCACAAUCAAUGGGUCAAUGAAUAGUUUAAAUUCAUCCCUCCGUCAACGAAUGCCCAGUAUUUCAUCAUCCAUUGGAUCCGAAAGUGCACGUAGCAAUUUACAAAGAUCAAAUGAUCUUGUCGCUGGCAAUUCCGUACAAUUUAAAUGUGAAGUUUGCGAAGGGAGAAGAUUUGAACCUAUAUCUAAUAAACUUGGGCAAAGAGAAAAUGGAUAUUAUUGUCUUGAUUGUGGAAACAUAUUAAAUAACUUUAGGUGA